AUGUUCCACUUCAGCGCGGGCCAACCAGGCGAUGAGCAACCUUCCGUCUUGAACGGUGCUAGGCCGACCUCGAGCCACGCCAGACCCGAAAAGCGUCAAAUCACCAGAAAUCGGACCAGCUACAGCUGCCUUACUUGUCGAAGGAGGAAAGUCAAAUGUGACAAAGUCCAUCCAAUCUGUGGAGGCUGUCAAAAGGCCGAUGUGGAUUGUCUCUACGGUCAGGAUGAUACGACGUCCACUUUGGUACCAUCCGAUCUACCAAAGGAAGCACCAGGACCAGUUUGGAAGAAGCGUAAGUCGAGCCUAGUGAGACAAGGCUCUUUCGGAACAACUACGGGAUCAGACGACUCUAGAUCGCCGGGCGACCUCAAAGCUAUCGAAGAGCAGCUGCACCGCCUGACCAAAAUGUUCGAGACGCUCCGACAGAGCAACGGAAACGAUCUGCGGCUGAAAGAGCUGCUUACACCUGAAGCGUCAACCGCAGAUUCAGGAUCUGAUGGAAUCCCACCAAGACCCAGCAUGAGUCUGGACAUGUUCCAAUCCAGCAAUCAUGGACCCGCGAGGGAACCCUCUGACCUCAGCAUGCCUCUAUCUGGCUUGAAACUGAGCAACGGCGAAUCAAAGGCAGAAGACCCAUUUUGGAUUCAUAUCUCAGACGAGAUUGAUCAACUCAAUCACAUGAUGCGACGCCGGGAUAAUACCUACGCAAGCUCGAUCAGCCCGGAGAACAAGCAGUGUGACAGGCCACGAGAGUGGAUCCCUCCCGUUGACGAAGGCCAUGAGCAAGAAGAAGACGACUUUGAGAAUCCAACUGAUUUCCACAAAGAAGCUGGAGAAAAGAUCCUGGAAACCCUCGAUCCGGACAGCCACUGCCCGAUAUGUCGGCCAAGGCCGUUUACCAAAUCUAGUCUAUUGCAAAGCCUCCCAAUCAAGUGCACUCCAGCGACCGCCGUACAGCAUUUGGUGCAGAGCCUUCCCACCAGAGCACAGAGUAAUGUCCUUUUCAGAUGCUGGCUAUCGGGAGUGUAUCCAAUUCUAGGACUUCUGCUUCCCUCAGAGGUGAGCAAGAAACACGAAGAAUUCUGGGAUGAGGUCGAGGGGAACGGCCUCUCAGAGUCAAUUCUCAAGGACUUGGACUUUUUAGCCGUCAUCCAUGCAAUAUGGUAUGCAGGGUCGUUAAGCAUAUCCACAAAGGGCCUUCGGCACUGGUUUCCUCACAUUUCGAGGGCCCAGCUUAGCACCCGUUUCCACGAUCAGGUGGUGUUCUGCCUCCUACUAGGCUCCUUCGCUCAGAAUGUCAGCCUGUACAAACUUGCGGCCUUGGUCCUCCUGCAAAGCAUGCCAAUAGCUGAAGAGGACCCUUUGCAGGGCAGUCUGUACCUGUCACUGGCGGUGAGGUUGGCGUUGACCAUGGGCUUACACAGAGAGCCCACUCUGUUUGAGCUGUCUGCAACUGAAGAAGGCAUGCGACGACGGCUCUGGUGGCAGAUUAUCCAGCUGGACAUUUCCCACGUUGUCGCAAGUGGCUACCCCUCCCAAAUAUCUGAAAGAUUUUGCGACACGAGAAUCAACUGCGAGGACAGGGAUGCUUAUAUGUCCGAAGACGGAUCCAUAAGCGCCGAUUCGGACAAGUCUCCGAAGAGUUCGUCCUCCUACAGUGCUACAUCGACUGGUGAAAGUACAAAUCCAAGAGCCUUUGGCACGCUGUCUCUUCUAGCAAGAGGAAAGUCCAUAAUGGCAUGUGCAACGCGAAGCGUCGUAGCCCUGCAUCUAGAAACGAAAAGGCUCACGAACGGCGACGUGCAAGAAAUGAAAAGGAUCAUGGGUGAAGCAGCAGAUCAAGUCAACGCAAUCAUAAAGUCGAUCCCCAGCAAAGGAGUGCCGGAAAUGGGAUUCUUUCCAGAUAUAACCAGAGAAGCACAGCAGCGUGCGCUGGAUACCGAUGUGCUGAUGAGCAGUCCCAUCACUUCAAAUGAUAUUGCGUACUACAAGACAUCUGUCAACAACACCGACCCUUCGUGGCCAUUAGCGGCUUAUUAUCGCCAGAAGCAGGCCGCCUACAACAAAUGGGCCCGAAUUCAUCUAUCAAUGUUGAUUGACAAAGUUCAUUGUGUUGCAUAUGCGCCAUUCCUGAAGAAUACGAAAAGCAAGUUGUGGGAUAUGGGCAGACAAUGCGCAUUGCAUAAUUGCCACAGCUUCCUAAGAAAAUUCAUCUCACUCGCAGCCGAUCCGGACCUGGAACCUUUCCGUUGGGGCUGGCCUGCGACUUACGGACCCCUCCACGCAGUUUUGAUAGUUCUUGUUGAUCUUUACGAAAGGCCUUCUAGCGUUGAGGCACCUAGGUCAAGAGAACUAAUCGACGAGAUGUUUGGGCUGGCUGCUCCUGGAGCUGGCAUUGUCGGCAGCGCCGAUGGCGUCACUGUUCAAAGACCGCUACGGGAGGGCGGCACUGAAGCGUGGGACAUGCUGCGUGGCCUUCGCUCAGCUGCCUGGCAAAGAGCAGGACUCGAUCCCACAGUCCUUUGGACAGAGGCUGAUCAAAUCGAGCUUGGCAUCGCGGACCCAUUGUCGGAUGCCCAAAAGAUUGCUCAGAGUAUCCGGGAAGAUUCGAUUUAUGACACCCCAACCCCGACUGCUCAAAUCCCUGCUUCAUGGACGAACGAUUCACAAGCAGAACAGCGGGUGAUGGAACAAGGUGUUAGAUAUAUUGUGCAGCUGGCCCGCAAAGAGCUCACAGGUGAAGUCCAUGACGCGCAAGGGCCCCUCUGCUCUCAAGCUAUGCGGAGCCAGUUGCGCCAAACUCUUGAAGGCGAUUCUGGGUCAAAUGGCGGUCGAGUACUGGCACGGCGUGAGGGCCAACCCAAAAUGCCAUUUCCACUCAGCAAACGCAUGCAGAAGUGCUCUGGUAAGGCAGCCGCCGGUGAUGCUGUGCCAGUCCACACUUUGCCUCUCCAUUCCCACGUACCCCGAGCAGAGGGGCAGACUCCCUCCUGUCCUACUCAGACAACGUCAUUCCAGGGCGGAUAUGAAGCAAAGAAUGGCACACAGACAAUGCAGCAAAAGUCGAAUACACCGGGUCAACAUAGCUGGGGAUAUGUGUCCGCAAACUCCGUGACUGGCACGCACCAGGAAUUACUCAGUGGUCAGCUAUCGAACCAGCACAUCAACGAAGCAUCGUACGCAAACGGGUAUGCGAAUGGUCACGGCAACGGACUAGCCGAUCACCAUGAUGAAGAGUCACACAAGGACCAGAGCUUUGUCUACACGGAGUUACACCAGGGUGACACGGAUAUGAACAUGGGCUUCGACUGGGAGCGCUGGGAUUCUGUGUUUGGGCAAUACUCUGGAUUCACGGAUUUAAUGGAGGAUGUGACAGCAUGGAGCGAAUAUAUCGAGUCGUGA
This is a messenger RNA of Fonsecaea multimorphosa CBS 102226, 3402 nucleotides long. RefSeq lists its product as uncharacterized. The coding region runs from base 1 to 3402 and encodes 1133 amino acids. The transcript has a single exon. Gene Ontology annotation, molecular function: DNA binding; zinc ion binding; DNA-binding transcription factor activity, RNA polymerase II-specific. The record is from RefSeq and is a predicted model, not a curated record. Gene Ontology annotation, biological process: regulation of DNA-templated transcription; DNA-templated transcription. NCBI's taxonomy places the organism in Eukaryota, Fungi, Ascomycota, Eurotiomycetes, Chaetothyriales, Herpotrichiellaceae.